This is a messenger RNA of Colias croceus (clouded yellow), 1968 nucleotides long. RefSeq names its product scavenger receptor class B member 1-like. The transcript has 11 exons. Gene Ontology annotation, molecular function: scavenger receptor activity. The record is from RefSeq and is a predicted model, not a curated record. The coding region runs from base 99 to 1661 and encodes 520 amino acids. NCBI's taxonomy places the organism in Eukaryota, Metazoa, Arthropoda, Insecta, Lepidoptera, Pieridae. Gene Ontology annotation, cellular component: cytoplasm; membrane.
GUGAGGUUUGAAAGCGCGAACGUUCAUAAUUUAUUUUUAAUUGAAGCUCUUAUUUAUCUGUGGUUACGUUUUGCCGCAUUUUUGAAGAGUUUGGCAUAAUGGCCAAUAAAAUCAAUCCGAAUGGCAAUCACUGCGAAAAAUUUACGAAGAAAAAUGUUAAAAUAGUCGUGUACAUUGUCAUCGGCUGCAUUUUCUUUUCCUUGGCAACAGUAUCUUUUUUAGUGGAUCCCAUACAUUUGAUGACACGAUUUCUAACGCGUAUAUCAAUGGGUACAAUAUUAUACAAUUUACUAAAACAAGAAGACAUGACAGGCGCGCAUGUGUACACAUAUGUCUUCAAUAUAACAAAUGCAGAGGACUUUAUAGCAGGAAGAGAUAGCAAGCUGAAAGUGGAAGAAGUUGGACCUUUUGUCUAUCAAGAAUACCGCACCAACACCAACUUCGAGCUUCACGAAGAGACGGGAACAAUGAGCUACACCCCCAAAGUGUACGCCCGUUUUAUCCCCGAGCUGUCGAUAGCUCACCCCUCUAGUGUUAACCUUACUAUGCCCAAUAUUGCUAUGCUGACUAUAACAUCACUAGCUUCCUCGUACCCAUACUGGACUCGUCUGGCCUACAACCUGAUGGUCAAGCAGCUGCGCACCACCUCUGUGAUGAAGGUGGACGCAGAGCGUUUCCUCUGGGGGUACGAUGAGCCGCUUAUUGCUAUGGCACAUAAUAUUCUGCCUGGCUGGAUCGACUUUGAACGGAUGGGCGUGUUGGAUCGACUGUAUAACUCCGGAGAUAUGACAUUCGAGCUGGGGGCGACCAAUAAUGACAAAUUCCGGAUCAAAUCAUACAAUGGAGGAAAAGGGAUCGAUGCUCUUGGCUAUAGCAACAAACAAAGUCGCUGUAACACGUUUGAAGACACUUACGAAGGUAUCGCUUAUCCCUCAGACCUGACGAAGGAGAGGCCACUGCGCGUCUUCAGAAACGUCUUCUGUCGAAUACUAGAUCUAGAAUACCAAGGCACCAAGACCAUGAAUUUUGGCCCUGAAGUUUUUAGAUAUUCGUUUAGCAAAAAAGUCUUCUCUAAUACAACAGAAAACAAAUGUUUGUGUCCUGAUAACAACUGUGUUGAUGGGAUAACGGAUUUGUCACCAUGUUUCUUUGGUCUAAGCGUAGCGUUAUCUAAUGCUCAUUAUUUACACGGAGAUCCUAAAAUUUAUGAACGUAUCGAGGGAAUAGCUCCAGACGAAGCAAAACAUGGCAGCGAGUUUCUGGUUGAUCCUAAACUUGGCGCAGUUCUGGACACACGGUUCACACUUCAACUCAGCUUGGUUUUAAAGGAUAUAAGCUUCAACCCAAUCGCUAAACCUUUCUCCAAAAUGAUCAUACCAGUGACUUACUUUAAAAUUGUGCAGCCCGAAUUACCACAGGAGACCGUAACUAAUUUCUGGAUCAUAUACAUCCUCGCUCCCUACAUCAUGCAUACUAUAGAAAUUAUUUUAUUCGCCACAGGCAUAGUAUUAAUAACCCUUUCAGCUAGAUUGUAUCACUCUUCAGUUUUCGAACAAAAUAAUAUGAAUAGAAAUAUUAGCCAAUCGGAACCUUUGGUAGAUCAGAAAUACAAUCCUUUGAGAAGAUCUUGUGAAAAAAUUCAAUGCUUAGAUUCUAGGUAGCAAUGACUUUGAAUAUUGGAUAAUUCAUUAGAUGUAUUUUGGUUGACUAUGUGCAUGAUUUAAGUAUUAAACUACUUACAUGUAGUGAAAAGUAUAUGAUUGCAUUUUUAAUCGUAAAAUUGUUAAGUAGCUAAUGUUUGGUUUGGUGUCUGUUUGAGACUAAAUUUUCUGUAUCUUUUUACACGUAUAAGAUGGAUAAGUAAACCUUUUAUAGACACAUAAUUAUGUAAAACAAAAUUAAAAUAGAUCUUAUUAUAGUUUAUUAUUGUGUGUGUGUGCAUCUGCAACUAGUAAUAUUAAGGGCCGA